AUGGGAGCAGGUAACCACACAGUCAUUUCAAACUUCAUUCUCCUGGGACUUUCAGAAGAUAAGGACAUGGAGCCCUUCCUCUUCGGGGCAUUCCUGUUCAUGUACUUGGUGGGUGUUACAGGGAACCUCAUCAUCAUCUUGGCUGCCAUCUCUGACCCACACCUCCACACCCCCAUGUAUUUCUUCCUCUCCAACCUGUCCUUCGUUGACGUCUGUUUCACCUCCACCACCGUCCCCAAGAUGCUGGCAAACAUUCAGACACAGGAUAAAGCCAUCACCUACGAAGGCUGUCUUGUCCAGAUGUACUUUUUCAUGAUUUUUGCAGGGCUGGAUGACUUACUUCUGACAGUGAUGGCCUACGACCGUUUUGUGGCCAUCUGUAACCCCCUGCACUACACCGUCGUCAUGAACCCAAGGCUCUGUGGCCUCUUGCUCCUGCUCUGCUGGUGGAUCUGCCUGACGUAUUCUUUGCUGCAGAGUCUGAUGGUCCUGAGAGUGUCCUUUUGCACAGAGAUAGAAAUCCCCCACUUCUUCUGUGAACUUCAACAGUUCCUCAAGCUUGCCUGUUCUGACACCUUCGUCAAUGACAUCCUGCAGUAUUUUGUUACUGGCCUAUUGGGUGUAAUUCCCCUGAUGGGAAUCCUUUUCUCUUAUUCUAGAAUUCUCUCUUCUAUCAUGGGUAUUUCCUCAACCCGGGGAAAGUAUAAAGCAUUUUCUACCUGUGGGUCUCACCUCUCUGUCAUCUCUUUGUUCUAUGGUGCAGGCCUUGGGGUCUACCUCACGUCUGGAGCAGCUCAUCCAUCCAGGAAGGGUUCGGUAGCCUCAGUGAUGUACACGGUGGUCACCCCCAUGCUAAACCCCUUCAUCUACAGCCUGAGAAACAGGGACAUUAAGGAUGCACUAAGAAGACUUUUCAGCAGAGUUUGUUCUCUGUAAAAUGGUGGAAAGACAAAUAACGGUGGCACACCUGGUUGAGCACACAUUACAAUGUGCAAGGAUCCAAGUUCAAGCCCCCUCAGCCUCCACCUACAGGGGUAAAGCUUUGCAAGUGGUGAAGGCAGGGCUGCAGAUGUCUCUCUCCCUCCUCCUCCCUUCUCUCAAUUUCUGGCUGUCUCUAUACAAUAAAAAUAAAGAUGAGUGCAUGUUACAGUGCGCA
Molecule: messenger RNA, 1156 nt
Organism: Erinaceus europaeus (western European hedgehog)
Lineage: Eukaryota; Metazoa; Chordata; Mammalia; Eulipotyphla; Erinaceidae
Product: olfactory receptor 7A17-like
Exons: 1
Coding region: 1-936 (311 amino acids)
Biological process (GO): G protein-coupled receptor signaling pathway
Cellular component (GO): membrane
Molecular function (GO): olfactory receptor activity; G protein-coupled receptor activity
Source: RefSeq, a predicted model, not a curated record